UGAUAAAUGGAAUAAACAUUUAUUCAGGCCAAUUUCUGAUUCUGCCUCUCCUCACAGUGUUCAUUUUGAUGUUUCUGCCAUUCAUUUAUUCAUUCAAUAUUUAUUGGGAAGAGUUAUCAAGCACCAUGAUAAGUGGUGGAAAAUAAUGAUUCUGACACCUGAAUGGUGUUUUACAAUGUACAGAUCAUUUUCACAUAUAUUAAAUCCAUUCAAUCUUCAGAGUCACUUCAUUUCCCCACAGUUCUUCCUCCUGUUUUAACUUCGUAUUUCUCUUCAUGUUCCUCAUUCCUUUCCUUAAGUCUUUGCUGUGCAGAAUACAGUAGUCUCCCUUCAUACCAAGGGUAUAUAUUCUAAGACCCCCAGUGGGUUGCUGAAACCGUGGGUAGUACUGAACCUAUUGCUGUCCAUUGGAACAUGUUUCUGUUCACAUCUUUCACCCGCAAGUUUAAUGCCUUUUCCAUUUUAACUACACACUUAUGCACUCUGGGCCAUACAUUUUGUGUUUUGAGGUGUGACAGCAAAACUCGCACAAAUUUCUUUUUCUUUCAUAAUUUCACAGUGUCUACGUUCUUAUCAUAAAUCUUAGCAACCUUGGCAUGUGAUUUUGUUUUUCUUAUUAAAUUGAGAACUUCUACCUUUUCACUUAAAGGAAACAUUUUAUGGCUUCUCUUUGGCAUAUCUAAAUUGCCAGCAUCACUACUCUUGUAUUUUGUGGCCAUUUCUUAAGUAAACUGAGUGUUACUUGAACACAGCACUGUGUCAGGGUGAUACUAAGACAGUUGAUCUGAUAGCUGAGACGGCUGGGGAGUGUAGAAGUGUGGAUACCCUGGACAAAGGGAGGAUUCAUGUUCAGGGCUAGACAAAACAGGACACUGGGGGAUUUUAUCACGCUACUCUGAAUGGUGUACAAUUUUGAAUUUAUGAAUUAGUUAUUUUUGGAACUUUCCAUGUAAUAUUUUCAAACCAAAGCUGACCAAGGGUAACUGAAAUCAUGGUAAUGGAAACUUUGGACAAGAGGAAUUACUGUGGGGAGUGGGAGGGGAAGCUGGUUCGAAAAGAAGGCAGUAGGUGGGGAGAAGAUGGAAAUGAGAUGAGAAUAUAGGUCAAGAGAUGUCAGUAUCCUCCACUUUAGGAUCAAAGGACAGGUUACUUGCAGGCACACUGUCUCUUAUUCAGGAAAGUACAAAGACAGACUUGAAAAGGAGUGAUGACCAUCAAUGCAUCCAUUGUCAGAAACUGGGUUGAGACUAAACAUGGGGCUAGUGGGUUUCCAAAUCCUCCCCUAACCCCUUGCGAUUAAGCAUAUUUAACACACUGGAGAUGCUAAAGAGUUAUGACUCUUUUCUCAUAAGAAGUCCCCCAAGUCCCAGCAUCAGUUUCCCAAUGGUAUUUCCUUAAUUCUGUGAUACCAACCAAUAGGCAAGAAACAGAACACACAAAAUUAACUAGAAAAACAUUCCUUCUGUUUCAAAUCACCUGUUUCAUUCAUUAUUAUGUCUCUCAUGCACUACCUGGCUUCUAUAAGGAAACACCAAUGGCUUUUCUGCAGUAGACUAGCUGAUGAUAAUAUGUAGCUAGCAGUGCAUAACACACAGUAUCACUCACAUUUGAGUUUGUACUGAUCAUCUCAAGAGUACUUUGAAGAUUCACAGGAUACAAGUAGAUGACACAACACAUAAACUUUUACUGUGAGCUCACUCAUAACCCAGCCCCUUUAACUUGUUUGGCUAUGUGCCUGAAAUGCUCUUCCUCCAAAACUUCCCAUGGCUGUCAAUGUCACUUUCACAGAGAUGCCUUCUGCAGUUAUUCUAUAUAAAGUAGUAUCCCACACUCAGUGCCUCUAUCGCAUCUUAUAAUUUUAUUUUCUUUGUGGCAUUUAUCACCACCUGAAAUAGGCUUACUUAUCUUUAUACUGUAUUUAUUUGUCUCCCUCACAGGAUUGUAAGCUCCUAGAGGGCAGUGAUUAUUUUUUAACAUGCAGCCUGGAACACAGUAGUAGGCCCUGAAUAAACAGUGGUUGAAUGCUUGGGUGAGCAACAGAUAUUUAUCAAAUGCCUGUAAUAUACCAACUCUGUUCUAGGCAGUGGGGGUGUAGCAAUGAAUCAAGCACAAAAACCUCUGAACUCUUGGAGUUUAUAUUCUAAUGUAGGAAAACAGUCAACAAAUAAGGCAGGGAAAGGGAAGCUGCAGUGAGGCUGUGCUGUAUUAAGAAGUGGAAUAAAGAAAAGUUCUUGCUGUGCAGACAUAAAGAAGCCGAGAAGGGAGGGAACCGAACAAGGUGAGGAAGACAGGAGGGAGGAGAAAUGAAAAAGGAAGUGCAGAGGCCCUGAGAAAACAGGAAAAGGGCUGUGUGGCUAAAGCCAGUGAGCUCCUGGGGGCAGGGCAGGAGAGGGGUCAGAGAGGUGCUGGUGGUACAUCUCCAAACAUGUAGAGUCUUGUAAGCCACUGAGGGAACUUUGGAUUUUGCUUUUUCUGAGAUAGGAACCCACUGACUGGCUCUGUGCAGAGUGACACACCUGCCUUGGAUUAUCAACAGGGUCCUUGUUUUUGUUCUGGUGAUAAAAGACUGUAGGAGCAGAAGUAGAAGCAGUUAGGAGACCAAUCCAAUAAUCCAGGCAAGAAUUGAUGGUGGCUUGGUCCAGGGUGGUGACAGGGAGAUGGUGAAAUACAUUAAUAGUCUGGAAAGAUUGUUAACGUUGAGCCGUCAGGAUUUGCUGAUUCAAUGAGCAAUGUAAUUAUAUAAAAAUACGUGCAGAACUGAUACAAAGAAGGCUUUUCUUGGAUUUGUACGAAAGAGACUGGUUUUCAGGUCCGUGACACUAAUAUAACACCUAGUAGCACAACCACCUAGAAAUCCUGCACUGGGUCUUGGGAGUUUUGUGUCAUCUAUUAUUUAUUCCAAAGAACAGAACAACAACAACAAAAAAGAGUGGUGAAAUACAUUCAGUAUCAAAAUCUGUACUUGCAAUUAAGAGAACUGGUUUGGGGGUUGAUCUCAUUUCAGCACACUGACAUGAGUGUGAUAACUGUUUGGCAGACAUAAGCAUUUCAAAAUGAAAAUGGCAUUUAUCCGUGAGGAAAUGGUGCAGCUCAUUGGGUAGUUACACAGAAGGAUAAACAUUAUCAAGAACAAAAAUCUUGCCUGAUUUAUCCUGAUGUGCAGGGUCUGUACUUCAAACUGAUGUGAUAACUCCGCAGCCCUCUGACCCUUUACUUAUUGGGCGGCACUGAAAGCGCCUUUGAGAUUAUUCGCCUUUGCAUUCCUCAUUCCCUGGUGCCCUGCAAACAAUAGCAAGUACCCAACAAACAUUCAUUGACCCAGUCAUUUCUUGAUACCCUCCUCUGCACUCUGUCUUUUUGCAGCAUUCAGGAGCUCUUUUUAUACCCAAAUAAGUGAUCAGACAAUCACUCAUAAAUGUUAUAUUUCAGAACGUGCUUGGCGCAGUGCAGACCGUGUGUAGGGAGCCAUCCAGAGACCCCACCCACCUGGGAAGCCUGGAAAAGCUUCCAAGGGGAGGAGGCGUCCUGUGGGCUGCAGUCCGAAGGGGUAAAUGCAAAUGUGCAGGCAGCAGGAGUUGAGAGAGGGGAUCCAGACAAGGGCCUUCAGAUAUAUAAAUAUCCCUCUUUGAGAUUGACGGGAACCUGGAGAGGGCCGAAGAGUGACCAAGGCAUGCCAGAGAGAAGGGGUUCCUGAACUUCUGGGAGGAUAAACACACAGGGACCAAAGGUGGUUUUAAAAAUUAUGUUAGCUCUGCAACUGUUGUGAGUUUUCUAGUGCGAUUCAACGAAGACUGAGUGGAACCCGGGGAUUGAGGGUUCCGGGGUCUUACCCCUCCACUUCAGUCUGGCCUCGAACACCUUGCAAGAAGAGGGCAUUGCAAUUAAGAGCUGGUUUGGAGCUUCAUCUCAUUUUGUCUCUGCACCUAGAAAAUAAACGAUCAUAAAGCCUCCUACUGCGGGACAAUAAGGUGUGCUUUUUGUUUCUAGGUUUUCUUCUUUUUUUUCCCAAGCUGGCUGCAAGGCAACUUGAACAAAAUCUGGCUGCGCUUCGACUGGGGCGGCCCUUUUGUCUCUCCAGGUUUUUCCGCGUCUCUCUACUUUCAGUGACUCGACGGCAGGCCGCAGCUGCACUGCAGGAAGCGGCCAGUUCAGCAGGCUGCGGGCCGGAGGCGGCCACGCAUUUCCACUCCCCGGGCGGGAGGCGCCUGUAAGUUCAUGCUGUCCUUCCAGAGUCCCCGGGUGCCGGCUGGGGACAGAGGGGAGGGGCGCAGUGACUGUCCCUCUAAGGAGCUGUCUUCCGAAGCAGCCUAAUCCCGGGCGGGUCCUUUUGGAAGAGGUAGAAAGUUGGGCGGGACCACGGGGCGGGACUGGUAGGUCGGGGGAGGGUGGGAGUCCGGGCACCCCCAGCGCUCACAAGCCGGGGUGGAGCCAGCAGCCUCGCGUGGCGUCCGCGUUUAAAAUGCAAAUCGAGUCCCCGCUCCCCCCCACCCCACACGCCCGGCGAGCUAGGCUCCGCCACUCCGCCGCCGCCCACGCCUCCUGCGCGCCACGGCGCCCGAGCGGGCGGCUCUACUUAAGCAGCGCGCGGGCCGUGACCCGGCACUCGCCUGUAGCGCGCGGGCAAGGCGGGCGGAGCACUUUGGAGCUCACGGGGCGCACAGCUGCAGGCUAGCACUGCUCCGCUCCUCGCGGCUUUCGGAGGUGGUGGCGACGGCGGCAAGGCGCAGGGCUGAGCGAGAGUCCGGGCUCCAGGGCUCCGGGCCAGGUGCCUGCAGCUCCUGAGUGCGACGCGGCUCCCCGCCACUGUCCCGGCCCAGCCACCUCUGUCAUGGCUCUGGCGGACAGCACACGUGGAUUACCCAACGGGGGCGGCGGCGGUGGUGGUGGCGGGGGCGGCAGCGGCUCCUCGUCCUCCUCCGCGGAGCCGCCGCUCUUCCCCGACAUCGUGGAGCUGAACGUGGGGGGCCAGGUGUACGUGACCCGGCGCUGCACGGUGGUGUCGGUGCCCGACUCCCUGCUCUGGCGCAUGUUCACGCAGCAGCAGCCGCAGGAGCUGGCCCGGGACAGCAAAGGCCGCUUCUUUCUGGACCGAGACGGCUUCCUCUUCCGCUACAUCCUGGAUUACCUGCGGGAUUUGCAGCUCGUGCUGCCCGACUACUUCCCCGAGCGCAGCCGGCUGCAGCGCGAGGCCGAGUACUUCGAGCUGCCGGAGCUCGUGCGCCGCCUUGGGGCGCCCCAGCAGCCCGGCCCGGGGCCACCGCCUCCGCUCUCGCGGCGCGGGGUGCUCAAGGAGGGCUCGCUGGGUGACGAGCUGCUGCCGCUCGGCUGCGCGGAGCCCGAGCAGCAGGAGGGCGCCUCUGCAGGGGCGCCGUCGCCCACGCUGGAGCUGGCUAGCCGCAGUCCGUCCGGGGGCGCGGCGGGCCCGCUGCUCACGCCGUCCCAGUCGCUGGACGGCAGCCGGCGCUCGGGCUACAUCACCAUCGGCUACCGCGGCUCCUACACCAUCGGGCGGGACGCGCAGGCGGACGCCAAGUUCCGGCGAGUGGCGCGCAUCACCGUGUGCGGCAAGACGUCGCUGGCCAAGGAGGUGUUUGGGGACACCCUGAAUGAAAGCCGGGACCCUGACCGUCCCCCGGAGCGCUACACCUCGCGCUAUUACCUCAAGUUCAACUUCCUGGAGCAGGCCUUCGACAAGCUGUCCGAGUCGGGUUUCCACAUGGUGGCGUGCAGCUCCACGGGCACCUGCGCCUUUGCCAGCAGCACCGACCAGAGUGAGGACAAGAUCUGGACCAGCUACACCGAGUAUGUCUUCUGCAGGGAGUGAGCGCCCCAGACCCCCUCGCGACUCCAGCGCCCACUCCCCUUCAUGCCCGAGAGAUGAUCACAGAUCCUCUUGUCCCCUCCUUCUGUACCCUGGUUGCCCCCCUUCCAAUUCCCCCCCUCCAGUAGUAGCUGGGUGAGACCUGACCGCCCACCCUCCUUCCACUUCAGAACUUGCAGCCGCAAAUCCUCUCGGCUUCUUCGUUUUUUUUUUUUUUGGAUGUCCUGAACCGAGAGAACCCGGAGAAACCCCUACCCCACCCCCACCUCCCACUCUUUGCUUCCUUCUACUCCCUGCCUCAAACCACCCCUCCCCCAGAUGGUACCUCAGUCUGGAUCUGGUGGGGCAGUGUGGCCAGAGAGUCAUCAAGUACCUGGGAAUGACUGAAUUGUUCAGAACCUGAUUGGACCGUGUCCAGUGUGUGGAAGAUUCCUUGAAAUCUUCUCAAGCCCUUAUUGACUCCCUGGGGGUUUAAGAGAUCAGGAUUGGUUACAUUGAGGUUAGUGUUUUACAAGGUCAUUACACAGUCUUUUUGGCCUCUUUCGAAGGUAGAGUUUUAGAAGGCUGGAUGGAAGAUUCUGAACCUGAAAUUAGGACCCCGCGGAGGCAGUUCAGUAACUGUAAAUGAAUGAAGUUUUGAGAAGUUACACGUAAAGUAAAAGAAUCUAGUGCUGGCACAGUAAAGGAUCCUUUCUCGUACAGAAUAAAAGGUCUCCGCCUGUGGCUUAAACUUACAGAAAGUGAUCCUCCUGCCUGCAGAGGCGCCCUUUUCAAGCUACUGCUUGCCAGAACCCCUUGAUUCCACUGGCUGACAUGGCAGCAGCUAAUGGCAGGAGGGAGAAAGGAUGCCACUGAUUAAGAGUGCAAGGCUGCUCAGGUCUCCAAGCUCUGUAGGAGGUCACCUGACAAGUGCCCAGUGUAGGGAGCUGGGCAGUAAGUGCACGUCGGUCGUGGUGAUUAAGAAAGCCUGUAUUCUUGCAGUGAAUGCCAGUAGGACCUUCCUUUAGCUAUAAGACUUGGUGGGUGGGGUGGGGUGGGGAGGGAGGAAAGGGUAGGAAGGGUGGGACGGGAGAAGCAGACAUACUCAUUUAUGAUUUGAAAGUUGGAAGUUUGUACCAUCUGUUUGAGUACAUGCACAUUUUAAAAAUAUCAUAUAGUAAAUGCAAACACACCAAGCAUUUUAUAAAGAUUAAUAACAGACCUACUCUUAACUGGCAGUUUAUCGAACUUACUGUUUUGAGUCCUAAACUUAGAGUUGUUAAUGCUUAUGUAUAAUCUAACCAAAGACUUACCCAGUAGGGUUUUAGUUUUUGAACUUUUAUUUUCUUGUUGAUUAUAAAUCUUGAUUUUAAAAUGUUUACUUAAGCAAAAGAAGUUUCAUUUUGGUUACUUAGACCUAAGAUCACUUAUUAAAAGUCAUUCUUUUCUCCAAGCCCAGCAAACAUUGACUUCUGGGCAAACCUGAAAACCCGAAAAUGCCACUUUCAUGCAGUUUGUUUGAAGUUAAGCGGAAUCUUUUCAAAUGACAGAGCUGCAGAGAACUCAGCACCUAGGGCUGCCAAUCUGUAGAUAGCUGUAAAAUGGAAUAUUUUAAAAUGAAGGCAAAUAAGUACUUAAAAGUGAGCUGAGCAAUAAAAUGGCGUUUUAGGUCAAUGCAACAGAAACAGGAGGAGACCUGGUUGCCUUAUGCCUUUACUCUUACAUGGAAUAAAUUCCCAAUGCAUAUCCUAUGUACACCAUAAGUGAAGGGAAAUAAACCUCGUCAUGCUUCAUGCUGUGAGGUGUCCUUUGGAUAUUCUGUGAUGACAGAGAAGCCUAUUUUGUUUUGUUUUCAGCAUCUUUCUCUACUGUACAUUUUUAAGGAUUUUGUAAGAGCUGUUUUCAGUGUUGAAAUUAGUGCUAUUUUUCCUUGUUUUUAAAAAUGAAUCUCGUACUGUAUCUGACUAUGUCCAUAAACGUUACAAAUUGGAACAGUUUUAUUCCUAGACUCAUGUGAUCCAAGCUGUAUAUACCAUAUAUAAACAUUUUACACAAAUCAUUUAGUUUUUUAAUUCAUUUACUAAUCUAUAAAAUUUCUUAUAUUUACCCCAGUAACUUGUAUCAGCUGGUAUAUAUACUAAAGCAACAUGUUUUUGAUGAGUUUCUUAUAUCCAUAUCUAUGGAGAAAUUGGGUUAGGAAAAGAUGCAAUUGUAAAACUGAGUUUGCUCUUUACGUUUUUUCUUGAGUAUUAGUUGUAUUACUAAUCAUAUGUUGAUUAACUGUCUACUUAAAAUCAAGGUACCUGUAUUUUUAAUCCACUAAUUCUUGUUAGUUGGGAAAUAGAAAGAUUUUAAGUCUUUUAUUAGACUAACAUUUUUUGAGAAGUAAAGUUGACUUUAUUUACAAAGCCUAUAGUUUUAGGGGAAAUGGAAGCAGGAAUAUAGGAAGUUGUGUUUGGUUAUAUGUUGAGUUUGGUCUCAGACUAAGUCAUGCAUCAGAAUUUAUCUGUUUGAAGCCUGAAAUAAUUUAGGACUUUUUCACUGACCAAAAGUGAAUGUUACAGAGAUACCUCUACCCCGUAUGGCAUUUUGUUAGAUUGUUCAACAGGAAGCACAUGAUUGAGAACAUCUUGGGACAGAUCAAAACCACUGACAGUUGGCAAGACUCGGCGAUUCUGAUUUCCCUUCUCAAAUCUGCUCAACUCCAAGAGUCUUGAGAAACUGCUAAAAUUUUGUCUCUGUCACUCAAGUCUUGCGAAUGUUAUCUUGUAGAGCUUUGAGUUGAACUAUUCCACUGUCUUGUACAUAGGCAUCUUAUUCACUGCACCCUCUCACACCCAGCACUCCCUACGUUAUUUGAAAGACUGAAAAUUUAAUGGUUAGGAACAGUAAAUCUACUUUUUUACAGGGAUGAUUGUCCCCUCUAAAGUUAAAGUCAAUACAAGAAAACUGUCUAUUUUUAGCCGAAAGUAAAGGUUGUGAAGAAAAUUCAUUUUACAUUGGGUAGAAAGUAUAAUCAAGUAAAAUAACUUGACAUGAGCACCUUUAUUUAUUUAUUAAAAAAAUUUUUUUUUGAGAUGGAGUUUUGCUCUUGUUACCCAGGCUGGAGUACACCUUUAGAUUCCCUUCACCUCCAUGGGCUUUGGGCCACAGAAUGAACCUUUGAGUCCUGUAAAGUGGAUUAUAAUCCCCUAUAAACUUGAAUGGAGGUAUUGUGGGUUCAUUUGCGUAAGCCCUACAAAGCUACUAUUUAAAUAACCUGGAGUAUGUCAUAAAUUAUUCAGAUAAUUAUCACUGAUGAAUCUGACUCAGAGGCAUGCAUUUACAUAUGUUGCCCUAAUUACUAUUUGAUGGUCAUAGAUACAAGUGAAUGACAUUAGACUUUUAGUAACAAAAAUUUUUGAAAAUCAGUAGACAAUGGUGGUUAAAGAAAAAAAAACAGGUACCAUGUUCUAUGUGUUUGCACUAAGUAAUUGACAUGCUUGUUUUUUAAUACAUGUGGACAAUGAACAGUAUUCAUUCUAAUUUUUCAAAUGAUAUGCUAUAGAAAAUAUUCCUUGAAGAUGUGAGAUUUGAAGUUUUUUUCCCUUUCAAUGUUGUUUUUAUUGUAUUUCUUAUUUUUUUGAUUGAUAAACCAGUGAUAAAUUAUAAUACUAGACAAAAUUGUCUUCUCUUUCAAACCAGAGCCAUAUAUAUGUGUGUGUGUAUAUGGGGCUUGCUGCUUCUCUGAGGAAAUGCAUAAUCUGUGAAUACUCAGACAAAAUGAACAAUUGGCAGUGUUCAUAAUAUAUUCCAAUUUUUAUUGGAAUUUUCCAUGGAAAGUUAUUAUUUCAGUAAAGCCAUGUAAGAUGAAACUUUGAUAACUUGUUACUCUUCAAGUUAGGGGAAAUUCUGAUCCAAUAUUCAAAUAAUUUGUGUACUCCCACAUGUAAAAUGCUAAACGACAAUGCAGACAUUAAGAAAAGUAUUGACUGCAGGAGUUGAAUUUUGUGAGAAUUUCUUUUAUAGUAUAAAUCACAAUACUCAAUUUAGUUUUUAAAAUAGUAAACUGAAUAUUUUUGUGGUAAACAUAUCAGAGUCAGUUCUUUGUUUGGAAUUUUUUCCUGUUUUUCCUUACUACUAUAAGUCAUUUAAAAACGGAAUUAAUUUUCUUAGUUGGCCUAAGUCUGUCUCUUGAGAAAGAAGUAAAAUACUUUUAUUUUCAGUAUCCGUAGCACCUCAUAGGUUUUUGUGUACCCUGAAACAAGUUAUGUUGAAAUUAGCUUUUCUUUGUCAUAGUUUUGGACAAUAAAAGCAUUAACACUUGAUUCUCAACUGGGGCCCUUAAAACUUGGAUGGAAGAAAUUCAACAGAAUAUCUAUAUUAGAGUAUAGUCAUGUGUGGUAGGAAGAUGGACUAGUUGAUCAAGAUUUGUUGUCACUUACAUAUUUUGUGAUUUUUUUUCCAAACCAGUUUUUAAAAAUUCUAAAUGUGUUUUGAAGUAUGUGUACAUUAAUUGUAAUGUAAACUAUUAUACAACUGUUUUUGACUUUAUAGGCAGGUAAAUUUUUCUAUUGCUGUUGAAUACAAAUGACCAUUUAUGACCAGGCAAACAGUGUUAAGUGACCACUCAAACAGCGUAAGUAGCCAUUUAGUGCAAAGUAUUAAAACAUCCAUCAUGGAUGUUAACUUUGAAGAUGUAAAUUAUAUAUUGUUUAAAUUUUUCCAGGCAUCUGAAAACCUUAUCUGCUAGACAAUGUAAGAUUCACACAGAGUUAUCUGGGAUUCUGAAAUUUUAAGUAGUACGUAUCAUUAAGCCAUUUUCUCUAAAUGUAAGAAGAGAAGAAAAAAGUUGUUAUAAGAUUAUCAGAUUUUUCUGACACAGAAAUGUAAGAAAAAAAUUCCUUUAUAUUGAAAAAAGAUGAAGUCUUUUCAGACAUGCCCAAACUUUGAGACUUUCUUCAGCCAUCUAAUGCUGUAAAGAUUUUUAUUCACAACCAGUUGUAUAACAGAAAUACUAGAUACUGUUUUCCUUCCUGUGUGUGAAGUAAUGACUCAUUGAUUAUGUGACUUGUUAUGUAUUCAAUUAAACACUAAAGAAUAAAAUAUUCACUCCUUUAA
Molecule: messenger RNA, 10900 nt
Organism: Callithrix jacchus (white-tufted-ear marmoset)
Lineage: Eukaryota; Metazoa; Chordata; Mammalia; Primates; Cebidae
Gene: KCTD12
Product: potassium channel tetramerization domain containing 12
Biological process (GO): regulation of G protein-coupled receptor signaling pathway; protein homooligomerization
Cellular component (GO): presynaptic membrane; postsynaptic membrane; signaling receptor complex
Molecular function (GO): protein binding
Source: RefSeq, a predicted model, not a curated record